Messenger RNA from Pichia membranifaciens NRRL Y-2026, 1881 nucleotides. RefSeq lists its product as hypothetical. Lineage: Eukaryota; Fungi; Ascomycota; Pichiomycetes; Pichiales; Pichiaceae. Gene Ontology annotation, biological process: protein localization to membrane; vacuolar transport. The transcript has a single exon. The record is from RefSeq and is a predicted model, not a curated record. The coding region runs from base 1 to 1881 and encodes 626 amino acids. Gene Ontology annotation, cellular component: fungal-type vacuole membrane; endosome.
AUGGCUGGAUACACGAAGCUCUUCUGUGCGCUGACGGUGUUUUUAUCAGCGUCGGCCAACGGCUUCUACUUGCCAGGUGUUGCGCCCACGUCUUAUAACGAGGGUGACGCAGUGCAACUUUCUGUUAACCACAUCACCCCCUCGCUGAUGAAAGCAGACGAAGACAGUGCCACAUUUCUAUACUCGUUUGACUAUUAUUUUGAGAGAUUUCAUUUCUGUGUGCCGGAAGAGGGCAAGCAAAAACAAUCCGAGUCGUUGGGUUCAAUUCUAUUUGGUGAUCGAAUCUUCAAUUCACCUUUUGAAUUGAAACUACUACAAAACACCACCUGUAACAAACUAUGUACAGUCACAUACCCAGCAGAAGACGCAUCGUUUGUUAACAAAUAUAUCAGGGCCGGGUUUCAAUUCAAUAUGAUGAUCGAUGGGUUGCCUGUUGCCAAAGAAUUGAUGGAUUCGCAAACGGACGACAUCUUCUACAGCUCUGGCUUCAAUAUUGGUUACGACGAUAAGGAAAAUCUACCUCACCUAUACAAUCAUUAUGACUUUUUCAUCGAAUACCACCCAAGAUCUGAUGGAAGCUACAGAGUUGUCGGUGCUACUGUAGAUGCAACAUCCAUCCAGUAUAUUGAUCCAGAUGAAAUCAACUGUAACGCAGAAGUGUUUGAGCCAGUGCGUUUGAAGGAAGAUGAACAAACAGAUGUCACUUUCUCAUACUCAGUCUACUGGGUUCCAUCAGAUACUGCAUGGGCAACAAGAUGGGAUAAAUACUUGCAUGUCUACGACCCAAAAAUCCAAUGGUUUGCGUUACUAAACUUUUCCUUGAUUGUGGUCUUUUUAUCCAUUAUAAUGUCCCACAUUUUACUCAAAACUUUGCGGAAUGAUAUCAAAAAGUACAAUGAGGUCAAUCUUGAUGACGAUAUGAUAGACGAGAUGGGCUGGAAAUUGAUCUAUGGUGAUGUGUUCAGACCCCCAAAGAACCCAAUGCUUUUAUCCGUUUUAGUUGGGUCAGGUGUUCAGAUUCUAUUAAUGGCGCUAACGUCAUGUUUUUUGGCUGCCUUUGGUCUUUUAUCACCUUCCAAUAGAGGUUCUUUGGCCACCGUCAUGUUUGUCUUAUACUCUCUCUAUGGUUUAAUUGGUUCUUACUAUUCUGCAUAUGUCUACAAAUUCUUCCAAGGCCAAGAUUGGAAAAUCAACAUGUUCCUUACACCGGUUCUCGUUCCGGGAACCAUUUUCAGUAUUUUCAUCUUAAUUAACUUCUUCUUGAUUUCUGUUCACUCUUCUGGUGCUGUUCCUGCCGGUACAAUGUUGGCAGUUUUCUUGAUUUGGUUUGCUGUCAGUAUUCCAUAUUCCUGCAUUGGCUCACUUCUGGCAUUGAAGAAGAAGGCCAUCGAGCUUCCUGUCAAGGUUAACCAAAUAGCUCGGCAGAUCCCUCCACAACCAUGGUAUAUGAGGACAAGAUACCUGGCACUAAUUGCAGGUAUCUUCCCAUUUGGCGCCAUUGCAAUCGAAAUGUACUUCAUCUACAACUCUAUUUGGUUCAACAGAAUCUUCUACAUGUUUGGAUUUCUCUUCUUCUGCUUUCUUUUGAUGUUGGUCACAUGCAUGCUAGUUACGUUGUCAUUAAUUUACUUCUCACUGUGUAACGAGAACUACAACUGGCAAUGGAAAUCAUUUUUUGUCAGCUCUGGUAUUGCCAUCUACGUCUUUCUGCAUGCAAUCAUCCUGUCAAGGUUGAAGUUGGGCGGACUAACUUCAAUUGUUUUAUACGUUGGGUAUUCUAUGCUAAUUGCCGCUACCGUUGGUAUCAUGUGCGGAACUGUCGGCUUCCUGAGUUCUAUGUACUUGACGUUGAACAUCUACGGUCAAAUUAAAGUAGACUAA